CUCAGUACUUCUAAAAAAUGUCUGCGUGUACUCGGUUCAUUUAGCAGUCUGCAUCACAUAAAAGCUUAAUUUUGCUUUAGAUUCGAAUAGUAUUUAUUUAUUUACAGGUUUUCAGCAUGGAUUUCGGUAGCUUAUUACAAACAGCAAAAGUAAAUGAUCAAUCCAAGAAGGAAGUUCGAUACUACAGCACCAAGUUUGCGCCACCUAAAAAGGAAGAGAAGAAGACUACCAAUUUGUCCGCGAACAUUCAAAAGUUCUUGGCACGGAAAGAAGCCGAAGAGAGACAGAAACAGAACGAUGCAGUACGUAAACGAAGUGAACUUCUUGCUUUGCGUUCGAAGGAUAAGAAGGCAACACGGCGUGUAAAUGUCAUGUUGAAACGUACCAAAUCUGCAAAUCAGUCCGUUAUAGAGGAUGCGGUUGACAAAGAUAAUACUGCAGUAACGCUUGUAGGCCCUUCACAACCCGAUGAAGAUGAUUACGGCUAUGUUUCACAAGAAGCUUCUGCUUUUUAUAAUAAAAUGAUGGAAAAAUACAAUAAGAUGCCGGAUGAUCCUAAAUUUCCCUCAUCAAGGAAGAAAGCUAGUAUCAACUUGACUAGUACUAAAGAUCGUGUCAGAGCUGCCUUAGAACGGGAAAAAGAAGAAGCACUUAUGCCUCAUCGGCGCAAACGUAAAACGAAAGAGGAGGAACCAGAAAUUGAAAGCACAGAGAGGGUGGAUGAAUAUAAAAUUGAGCCUCCUGUUAAAAAGAAACCCAAAAUGAACGCUCCUCCCGCUUUAAAUUUUAAUGAUUUGCUAAAGCUGGCGGCUGUCAAGCAGCACGAGCCCAUUAUGAUUGAAGUUAAACCAAAAGAAGAGGAGGGUCCGCUUUUAACUAAGAAACAAAAGAAGGAACUUGAACGGGAGCAGCAACGCAAAGACGCCAAGAAUCAAAAGAUAUUACAGCAAUCGAACAGUAAGACACCAACUAGACCUCUCCAAAACAUCCAGGAGAAAAAAGCCCCACACUCAUUACAAGUAAAUGGUAAAGUUCCCACCAGGCCUGAGUCGCAACCUCCAGAAAAAAUUAAUAAAGUUCCUCACCCUACAAAGCCUAAGCAACCUGUACCAACCAAAUCUCCGUUACCUACACAGAGGGUGGCCGCAAAACCACCUCCCCCAAGUAAAAGUGACUUACAAAAAAGAAGUUCGGAUAUUAAUUCCAGACCGAGUUUCACAAAGCCACCGGUAUCUAAGCUGCCGCCUCCUAGACCGGUUAAAAAUGGGGCGGUACCUCGAGCACAACAGCAACGUGAUAGGGAAUCUUCGGUUGCAGUAAAAUCGAAACCGCCCGCAAACACUUCGAUUAAAAAAGCACCUCCUGCUCAGCAACCCAAACCGAAACAGUUCCCUCCUCCCGAUGUCAGAAAACAGUUCCCUCAUCCCGAUGUGAGAAGGGGAGAUCCGCCACCGAAACAGAAAAUGUUAAUGAAACGCCGUAUAAUCGAUGAUGAUGAGUACGACUCGGAAAUGGACGACUUUAUAGACGACGGUCCCGAAGACAUGCAAGAUUAUUCCACUUACAUCAAGGACAUAUUCGGUUACGACAGAAAUAAGUACAGGGACAUAGAUGAUGAUGUCGAUAAUAUGGAGUCGACGUUUGCGCAACAAAUGCGCGAGGAUGUCAGGAGCACUAAGCUAGGUAUAAUGGAAGAUUUAGAAGAUAUCAGGCGGGAACGCGAGGAAAAGAAGAGAAAAGAAAUGCGAAAGAAAGGAAAGUUAUAACAUUGGGUGCAUGUGAUUUAAAGGAAGUCUCGUUUAUUUAUAUGUAUAGUGUAUUCUUUGUAUAUUAUUAAUGGAACUUUGUUUAGAACAUACAUUAUAUUUAUGCUUUUAAUUGUC
Molecule: messenger RNA, 1883 nt
Organism: Photinus pyralis (common eastern firefly)
Lineage: Eukaryota; Metazoa; Arthropoda; Insecta; Coleoptera; Lampyridae
Product: protein SPT2 homolog
Exons: 5
Coding region: 117-1766 (549 amino acids)
Biological process (GO): regulation of DNA-templated transcription; nucleosome assembly
Cellular component (GO): nucleolus
Molecular function (GO): DNA binding; histone binding
Source: RefSeq, a predicted model, not a curated record